Molecule: messenger RNA, 1113 nt
Organism: Acanthosepion pharaonis
Lineage: Eukaryota; Metazoa; Mollusca; Cephalopoda; Sepiida; Sepiidae
Source: the annotation of a GenBank genome assembly
AUGGCUUCACAAGAGGUUGUUGUGUCUCGAUCCACAAGCAUGGCUGCUUUGGGCUUGAAAUGUCCGAUGAUGGUUUUGGCAGGAAAUUCACACCCUGUCCUUGCCCAGCUUAUUGCAGAUCGACUUGGAAUUAAACUUGGUGAUAUGAGAGUUUAUCAUAAAACAGACAGAGAAACUAAUGUUGAAAUUAAAGAAUCUGUACGAGGCAAAGAUGUCUACAUCAUUCAAACAGGAACUAAAGAGGUGAACAAUGAUAUAUGGGAACUGAUGAUCAUUGCUUACGCUUGUAAAACAAGCUGUGCCCGUAACAUUGUUGGAGUGCUUCCCUACCUUCCAUACUCACAGCAAUGUAAAAUGCGAAAAAGAGGAUCUAUUGCUUGCAAGCUGUUGGCCACUAUGCUUUCCAGAUCAGGUCUCACGCACAUCAUCACCAUGGAUUUACACCAGAAAGAAAUUCAAGGUUUCUUCAAUGUUCCUGUUGAUAACUUGAGGGCAUCCCCAUUUUUGAUACAGUAUAUUGUUGAAUCGAUUCCUGACUACCGAAAUGCUGUGAUAGUAUCUCGAAACCCUAAUUCUGUGAAACGUGUUACCUCUUAUGCUGAGAGACUUGGUUUAGCCAUUGCUGUUAUUCAUGGUGAAGAGAAGAUGGAAGGAAGUGGAGAAGAUGGUAGAAAUUCUCCACCUUUGCCCAGCCAAGACCGUGGCCGACUUACUUAUGGACUUGAGUAUUUGCCAAUGUUACAAGCCAAAGAGAAGCCACCCUUGAAUGUGGUUGGUGAUGUGGGUGGACGUAUUGCUAUUAUUGUUGAUGACAUUGUUGAUGAUGUGAAAUCUUUUGUGAAGAUAGCUGAAGCAUUAAAAGCAAGAGGAGCCUACAAGAUUUAUGUGAUGGCAACCCAUGGCCUUCUUUCCUCAGACGCCCCAAGACUCAUUGAUGAUUCCCCUAUUGAUGAAGUUGUAGUGACCAACACUGUUCCACAUGACAUCCAGAAGCUUCAGUGUCACAAGAUCAAGACGGUGGAUGUGAGUAUGAUGCUGGUUGAGGCUAUUAGACGUAUCCACUAUGGAGAAUCCAUGUCGUACCUCUUCAAGAACAUUGGCUAUGAUGAUUAG